AAGGGACCGAUGCUCCGGCUCAGGCCGGGAGACGCAAUUCCAAAGCCGCAAAUGAUCCGAAAGUCACUCCGAGGAUCGGACAAUUUUGGACACAUGAUCAACGGAAUGAGACUUCUCACGGGGAUGCAUCCUCAGGUUUCGAUCAAACCAGCGGAUACGGACGGGGACGGGGGGGAAGCAGAGGUUUCAGAGGUGGACCAGGUGGCAGUGUGAGAGGUCGCGGUCGUGGGUUCCCGCCAGUUUUUGGCAGAGGUGGAUUGGCGAUGGCUGGAGGUGCUGCCGCUGGACAGAGAGGAGUGGAACUCGCACCUGAAGAGCCGACGCGAGGGAAGAAAAAGUCUGGAGAAGCUGGGGAAUUGGAGAUGGACAAGUUGUGGGCAGAAAUGGAAGCAAAGGAGCGUGCGAGAGCGGAGCGGCAGGUGGAACAAAAACCGGCUGAGGACAACGAGGCGGAUGCGAAAGAAUCAGUUCCGGCAGAGUCAGCUUCCACGCCGGUUGAGGGAGCGGUUGCAAGCGCUGCUACCACGUCUAAACCUACCGUCAAUGGCGCUAGCAAAGAAAGGGAGCAAAAGUGGGGACACGAGGGUUUCGAAUCGAUGAAAGCUGUGGAUCAAUUUCAAAGCAACAGAGGGUUCAUGCGUGGUCGAGGAAGGGGAAGAGGCGCCUUUGCACCGGUACCUGGUCGAGGUGGCGUUCCAAAUGUCUUUCGCCAACGAUUCCCGCCUGCUUUUCGACCUCCUUUCGGUGCACCUACCGGGCCGAGGUCUGCAGCUGCUCAAAUUAUCCCUGCAGGUUCAGCCAUUCAGUCCUCCUCGGUUUCUAAAACACCCGCCACUCCAUCACGCUCCUCAUCUGCCAAAGCUACGGAAGACUCCCUGACGCAAUCUGGUCUUGACGAUAUGAUUGCGCCAGUCUCUCAGACCGUCACUGUGCGUCUUCCAGGUGGUAUAGAACAGAUUGUCAAGCUUCCUCCGGCUACUACGCAAGCCCAAUCUGUACCUAUCCAGGCCGCUAGCCAAACUGCACCCUCUUCCUCUGCGCCGUCCCCAGUCCCACGACUCAAUAGUUCAGGCGAGUUUGUCCCGCUCUCAAGUCGUACACCCAACUCCAUACCCGAAUUCAUCCCCUCUACCAACCCUUCGCCGGCUCCUCAGGCGAUUCCACAAUUCACCGGAAGCGAUCAUGGGUCCAUCUCAUCCGCUGGCCCAGGUCCAGCCGUUCCGAUCCCUACGCCCGGAUACUUCCCUCAGGGCUUGGCAUUGGGUCCGAAUGGAGAAUAUUUCAACCUCGCUACUGGUCUACCUGCCGAAUACUCCGCCUCCUCCGCGCCGCAACGUCAAUUCUACCCUCAGCAACGAUUUAACCAUCAGUCGAUGCAAUCUCAGCAAUUUUACCCACCCCCUCAAUCCUACUCACCUGAUCACUUUGGUGCAGGGGCACCUGCCGCUCCCCCCAUGAUGAACGGUCGAUCCAACACUUCUACCGGUCCAUCUAACCAUCAACAUCAUCCUUCGAUGCAAAUGAGUGCGGGAUCUUACCCUUCUCCGGCGGGUCAAGGCGUCUACUUUUCGCCUAUCCCACAGGAUGGAAGAGGAUCACCAUUCUCGCCUUAUUCUCCUGGGCCUAUGGGUUCAAGUGCUGCGAAUGGCUUCUUCGCCCCUCCACAAUCGAGAAAAGUGUCCAUCAAAGCACCGACAACCAACUCGGAGGAGGUCCAGGGGAAAGAUGCCCAGGGAUCGAAUCCAAGUGGAGUCAAGCCGAACAGCGAUGCCGCCCAAGCUGCGCAGUCUGCUCAAUAUCUCGCAGCACAGGCGGCUGUAGCUCAAGGAUACAAUCCUUACGCAUCGAUCAAUGGUGGUUAUCCUGGGGAAAUGAUGAAUGGCAAUACUACGAACGGAAUGAUGAGCAUGAACGGAGGAGGUGGUCAACAUGGGAUGUAUUAUAAUCAAUGGCAAGGUCAAGGUGGUGCUGGUAUGGGCGGGGGUCAACCAGAGUAUGGAUAUGCCGAGUAUGGCUAUUGAGUAGGACGGAGUUGCAUGCUGUUACUAGUAGUGCUUUUGUGGCGUGUUGUUGCGCAUGAUAGGAAGAGAUGUAAAAAGAUGGAGAAAGAGUCAGUCCCCUUUGGCCGCCGCACCGGAAUCU
Kockovaella imperatae is the source of this 2142-nucleotide messenger RNA. RefSeq lists its product as hypothetical. Bases 264 to 2021 code for a protein of 585 amino acids. NCBI's taxonomy places the organism in Eukaryota, Fungi, Basidiomycota, Tremellomycetes, Tremellales, Cuniculitremaceae. The transcript has 2 exons. The record is from RefSeq and is a predicted model, not a curated record.